Messenger RNA from Sabethes cyaneus, 936 nucleotides. RefSeq names its product microtubule-associated protein Jupiter. The record is from RefSeq and is a predicted model, not a curated record. NCBI's taxonomy places the organism in Eukaryota, Metazoa, Arthropoda, Insecta, Diptera, Culicidae. Gene Ontology annotation, cellular component: nucleus. The coding region runs from base 81 to 437 and encodes 118 amino acids. The transcript is spliced from 2 exons.
UUCUGUUUAGUUUUGUCUUUGGCUUUAUAAAGGUGGGGUUAAAAUUUUAAGAAUCCAGUCAGACAUCAUCCAGUUAAAUCAUGAGUUCAACCGAGUUUAAUAUUGGAAUCACUGAUGAAAAAACCUCAAGCAGAGUUCUGAAGCCUCCAGGAGGAGGGCAUUCUGACAUUUUCGGAUCUCCGGAAGUUAAAGCAAAUCCACCGCGCCCAAAGUAUAAUCAACAAAACUCUUCCAAUAUGAAUUGCGUUAUGGGUACAGUUGACCCAAAUAUCAAAGUAGAGCAAAUUCAGCACAACUUUGUUGAAACGGAACCAACUGCUAAUUCUGCACAGGCGAAGGCGAAUAAUCCGGCUCAAUCAGCUCAACAAGAUGCUUCGCAAAAUGCAGGAGGACGUGCUCGUGUUCCGCCCGGUGGCUUUUCUUCAGGUUUAUGGUAAAACUGCUCAAUGUUGUUGGUGUGACCGAAGCAUACAUCACGCUUUUUUGAAGCCUGUUGAAACCUCAUGCAUUUUGGAAUGUUUACCUGAUUUAUCUGAUUGCUUACUGCUACUCUUACAAUGUUUUUCAACUUUACAUACAUGACAUACUGUUAACCAAAGAACAUUACCAUACUGUAUGCAUUUCAUGCCAAAUCAUAUAUGUGGACCAUGAUUUGGAGACCAGUACUUAAUAAUUCCUUUACAACCAACAUUAUAGAAGUGAUCUCGAACGAAGCAUUUAAACUGCACAUUACAUGUUUUAUUCUCAAGGACUUAAGCUUAACUUCGCUAUUCAAAUCGAUGCAGGUACUCAGAAUCACUUAAAUACUAUCUUAAACAGACACUGUUCUACAAAUUUGCAUGAUUAACAGUUCCACUUUUCGAUUGAUGUAUUUAAAGUAAGCUGCCCGACAAAGAACCAAUACGAAUAAAUAAAGCUUCAGUUCAAACUGUUGGG